Limulus polyphemus (Atlantic horseshoe crab) is the source of this 2549-nucleotide messenger RNA. RefSeq names its product neuronal calcium sensor 2-like. NCBI's taxonomy places the organism in Eukaryota, Metazoa, Arthropoda, Merostomata, Xiphosura, Limulidae. The transcript has 3 exons. Gene Ontology annotation, molecular function: calcium ion binding. The record is from RefSeq and is a predicted model, not a curated record. Bases 1 to 501 code for a protein of 166 amino acids.
AUGUAUGUAAAGAAGUUUGAUCUUAUUUGUAACAGGCAAGACUGUCCAAAUGGAAAACUGACCAAAGACAAAUUUGUAGAUCUAUAUAAAAUGUUCUUUGCAUGGGGCCAACCUGAAAAAUUUUGUGAACAUGUUUUUCGAACUUUUGACAUGGAUGGGAAUGGGUACAUAGAUUUUAAAGAAUUUCUUCUAGCUUUAGCAAUUACAUCAGAAGGCUCAAUGCAAGAGCGUUUAAAGUGGGCAUUCAGAAUGUAUGAUAUUAAUGGUGAUGGGCACAUAGAAAAGCCUGAAAUGACACUUAUUGUCCAGGCAUUGUAUGAAAUGCUUGGUCCUGCAGUGAAAAAUUUGCCUGUGGAUACACCAGAACAACGGACACAGGUCAUCUUUGAUAAGAUGGACAGUAACAAAGAUGGAUGCCUCACUCUAAAGGAGUUUCUUAAUGGUUGUUUGGAAGAUCCUACACUUGCAGUAUUACUUAAUGUCAAUCCAAUGGAGCAGUGAAAAAUGUAAAUUGAAACGUGGAUUCUUCAAAACAUUUUUUAGAUACAAUGUACAAAUCACUUGUUUGACAUGUGUGAUAGAUCGCUAGGAAUAUGUUACUAGUUCCUGCUUAUAAAUCUAUAUUACAGAGGUUGCAGCUGAAUGAUAGAAGUCCUCCAUUAUUCUGUGUCAUAAGUCAUUAUUAACAGAUUAUUCGUUAUAUUAUUUAUUAAUAAACUUAAAAGAUUCUCCAGCAUUGUACGAGACAGGUUUUUGCAGGGAUGAGAAUUGGCCACUAUUUGGUAUAUUUCUGCCGUUUCUAUUUGUAAAUUGACCAUCCAUCAAAUUCAUUAAAAUCUGGUGAGAAAAAUGUACAGUGUUGGAGCCAGAGACAAAAUACUAGUAGGCUUAAAACAAUUAUGCCUUGUCUACCUUGAUGUAUAUACUAGACUGAAAUUGAUAAGUAAGGCUCCUUUUAACUCACUGAUUGACAAAUGACUAACCAGUUGCAACAUGUUUCUUUGAAGACAGAGAUAUCUGAACACUGCAGACAUUCAAAAACACAUUAAAAUGCAAUGGUGGGUGACCUAAAGGGAUCAACAUAUAGGUACACUUUAAAUCUUUUACAGUCUGUCUUAAUGAUGUGUGCUUUUCAACCACUUGUUUAAAAUUACAUUACAUUGAAUAGCCACUUUUCUUACAUUGGACACUGUUUUUAUGUAUGAAACUAUUUAAAUAAAGUUUAAAUUGAUGGAAAUGGGCAUGAUCUGAUGAAAGUUGGGGCAGAAGGUAUACAACAAAAUUUCAAAAUUGUUUUCAAUGAUUAAAAAAAUUUUGCUACAGUUGAAAACAGGUUUAAAUUUUUUUUACUUUCACAGUUUUCAAAAUUAUUUUCAGUCUCAUAAAUUAUACACAGGAGAGUGAAAUUGUGGAACUAGGAGCAUUUCAGACACACACAAAAUCACUUAACACCUAUGUAUUUGUCGUAAGUUUUUUUUCAGGUAAAUGGAAGAAGUAUACCUAUAUAUCUUCUUAAAAAACUGAGUAAAUUAUUGGUCAGAAAUUUGCCCUAGUGGAAAUUGAUUUUUACAAAACAAAGUUUUGCCUUAAUAUUUCCUGAAAUAAACAGUUUGUAGUUAACAGGUCUAAUUUUUGCAAUCAGAAGCACUUGAUUGUAUUACCUGUUUAAAUAUUUCAUCAAAUGACCAGCUUGCACUUUAAUUGGUAGUUUUGAUAAUUGAAAUUGAGUUAAAAUUACAAAAGUCCAGUUUACUGAUCAUCUUAACAGUAAAUAAGGUGAAUAUUUAAUGCCUAAAAAAUGCCUAGAAUACGCCAGAGAGCAUAUAGAUCCCUGUGACCUAGCCUUUAAGGGUUGAAACCUAGGACCAGCACAAGCAUUUAUUAUUUGCUAUUCUCAUCCCUGUUUUGGAAAUAUGCUGUACUGAAAAAUUCUGUGUUUUAUCAAGCUGUAUUGUGAAUUUCUGUUGGCUGAAUAAAGUAGGAAACACUGUCUUGUAAAGAAUUUUUAUUGAUUGCUUCAUAGCUGAUUGCCAUAAAUUUUUGGCAACAAAUGAACAACUGGUAUCAUUCAUGAUGUCUAAUAACCUCUUUUUUGACCUAAUGAAGUGGAAAAUAGUUCUUUAUGUAUAUAUAUAUAUAUUUUUCAGUUUUGUUUGGAGUAAUAUAUUUAUUAAGGAUGAAUUUUUGUUCUUAUUUUUUUAUUUCUUUUAAAUACUGUUUUAUACAGUGAUAUGUAAGUUUGGACUGACUAAACCUGUGAGCUUUGAGUUUGAAAAUAAAGAUAGAUUGAUGCAUUUCCAGUGAAUUAUUUAACAAGUGUAAACUGUAAAUGUUGUGUAUAAUUUAGGAUUAACCAAUGGUUUAAUCACUAAUGUUGUUUGUAGUUGGUACUUUUCAAACAAAUAGUAAGCUUUGCUUAUCAGUAAAUUUUAACAUGGUUGCAUGCAUGAAUUUACUGAUAAAUAAACACUGAUUUUCAUGUCAUAAUCUAACCAUAGUAAAAGUUCUCUUCAGAUGAUGUGUUGGCAGUUUGUUUAAGAGAAAUGAUU